This is a messenger RNA of Rangifer tarandus platyrhynchus (Svalbard reindeer), 372 nucleotides long. The record is from the annotation of a GenBank genome assembly. NCBI's taxonomy places the organism in Eukaryota, Metazoa, Chordata, Mammalia, Artiodactyla, Cervidae.
AUGAGCAGGCAGAGCCUGUCCAGGGGCAAAGUACAGGCGGGGACUCAGCGCUGGGCCCCUGGGGCUGGUAAAGCGGCUCCGGGUGUGCUGGGAGGGCUCCAGCCUGUGGCCAGGGAGCGUCAGCCUGCACAGGUUCUUCUGACCCCUGCAGGGGUCUGCCUUGGGGACAGCCAGCGGGGGCGGGAGCUGGCUCAAGGGGCAGCGAUGGGUGUGCAGGUUGGGCAGGUCCUGGUGCCUGUGGAUGCCCCCGCGGCUCCUCUGCCUCCCCCACACUCUGACAGGGCCCAGGCUGCCCUGUGCAGACGGGAGGACUCAGGUGAGACCCUCCUGAGGGGCCCUGCCCCUCUGGGCCUAGGGUAUCCCCUUCUCUAG